CUACGCCGCACUGAAAACAAAACACUGUCGUUUUGAUAACCGCAUGACACUAUCCAGUAUCCAAGUUCCAAGCUUGAAACUUGAAUGCUUUUUGGCGCACCCAGUGGAAUCAUAGGCUCAUAGCAUGAACAAGAGGAAGAGAGAAGAAGAAGAAGAAGAAGAAGGAAUCAGAAUGGGAACGGAUAUCGUGUGGCAAACCCCAGCGAAUCCCCCGCACCCUCACGACUACAUCUUCCGAAACGGAAUUCGAUAUGUUAAACCUUACUACUUCGAAUUCAUAGCUCAUGUUAAGAAUCGAUGGGCAGGGAAAACUAUUGUGGAUUUAUUCGCCCAAGAGUUCAAGGGUCGACCUUAUGAAUAUUAUGUUAGUGCAGUGAAAUGUGGAAGGAUUCAAGUUGAUGGUGAGAGGGUACCAGUUUCAUACAUAGUUAAAUCAUCACAGAAGAUUAGCCAUUUCGUACACAGGCAUGAACCGCCUGUGAUGGCUUGUGAGGUUCCAAUUCUCCAAAAAGAACUAGACGUGCUGACUGUUUGUAAACCUGCAUCUGUCCCUGUUCAUCCAUGUGGUCAAUAUCGUAAGAACACUGUUGUUGGCAUCCUUCAAGCUGAGCAUGGGCUGGCACCUGUAUUUCCUGUUCAUCGACUAGAUCGCCUUGUGUCAGGACUUCUUAUUUUAGCCAGAAAUGCUUCAAAAGCUGACAUUUUUAGGCAGCAGAUUGAAGGUGGCUUAGUCCGGAAAAAGUAUAUAGCAAGAGUAGUUGGAGAAUUUCCCAAGGAUGAGCUAGUUGUUGAUGCCAAUAUAGACUAUAAUGCUCGGGAAGGGAGGAGCACAGCGGAGGUCAGAGACUCUGCAAAGGGCAAGGCAGCCUCUACAAAAUUUACUCGGAUUUCUUCUAAUGGUGCUCAGAGUAUUGUUUUAUGUGAACCAAUCACUGGUCGUACUCAUCAGAUUCGUGUUCAUUUAAAGCAUUCGGGACACCCAAUAGCCAAUGACAUGCUGUACAUAUCAGAUGAAACUGUCAAUCGAUCAAGUAAAGGUUCAAGUGCUGAUAGAUCAGCUUGCACAUCUGCCACUGCUCUAACAUCAAGUAUUGAGGAAAAAGUCGUCAAUGAUUGUGAAGAGAAGUCCAAUGUGGGUUUUAGCAUUGAUCCCAUGUGUACAAACUGUCCAAAUUUGGCACCAAAAGGAUAUGAUACCGACGAAGAAGGUCUAUGGUUACAUUGUAUUCAGUACUCUGGCCCUGAUUGGACAUAUGAAUGCCCAUAUCCUGAUUGGGCCAAACUCACUCAGACAAUUUAACUACAUUUUUCAUUGACACAAUUUCACAUCAUUUUGAAUGUUGCACAUUGUUCUAGUUCUGCAGGGUCAGUGCACAUGUUCUUUAAUCUUUCCUGUUCAUAGGAGAAGAGAAUGUGUAUUGUUCAUAAACUGUUUGAGGCUUUAUUUGGCUAAUGAGAUAGAAAGGGAAAUUUGUAUUGAAAUAUGAAAAUGUCUUGAUUAUUCAUUAUUCAUUAAUUUGAGUUCUAGUUAGCAAAACUCAUCAUUGUACUAAUUGUUUUAGAUUUUUUCUUGGGUAUAGAGUGUAGUAGAAGAAACAUAUGAUGAUGCUGUCCAUUUGAAGAUGAACA
Messenger RNA from Arachis stenosperma, 1629 nucleotides. RefSeq names its product RNA pseudouridine synthase 7. Gene Ontology annotation, biological process: pseudouridine synthesis. Gene Ontology annotation, molecular function: RNA binding; pseudouridine synthase activity. The record is from RefSeq and is a predicted model, not a curated record. The transcript has 12 exons. NCBI's taxonomy places the organism in Eukaryota, Viridiplantae, Streptophyta, Magnoliopsida, Fabales, Fabaceae. The coding region runs from base 125 to 1300 and encodes 391 amino acids.